Dipodomys spectabilis (banner-tailed kangaroo rat) is the source of this 7350-nucleotide messenger RNA. RefSeq names its product polycystin 1 like 2 (gene Pkd1l2). Lineage: Eukaryota; Metazoa; Chordata; Mammalia; Rodentia; Heteromyidae. Gene Ontology annotation, molecular function: carbohydrate binding; calcium ion binding; protein binding. The record is from RefSeq and is a predicted model, not a curated record. Gene Ontology annotation, cellular component: membrane. The transcript is spliced from 43 exons. Gene Ontology annotation, biological process: detection of mechanical stimulus.
AUGGGUUCAAAGAUGAAGGUGGCAUGCUUGUUGCUCCUGGGGCUCACCCUGAGGUUUGGGGCCACCAUUGUGAAGCCAGAAGAAGGCAGCUUUUGCUCUAAGAGCCAGGUGGCCUUCAGAGAUGCUUGUUAUGAAUUUGUACCACUUGGACGUACGUUCCAUGGGGCCCAGGGCUGGUGUGAAGGGCAGGGAGGCCAUUUGGUCUUCAUUCCAGAUGAAGGUACCCAGCGGUUUCUUCAGAUGCACAUCUCCCAGGACAGAGAAUGGUGGAUUGGACUCACAGGAACCUCAGCACCCAACGGGACCUCAGCAGGGCCCGGGACCUGGUUGGACACCUCAAAUGUGAGCUACAGCAACUGGCAAGGCAGCCAGGCGGCACCUGCGCCCCACAGCUGUGGCUACAUCAGGAGAGGCCCCUCCUCUGACUGGGCAGUGUCAGAGGACUGCACAGAGGCCUUUGCCUUUGUCUGCGAGUUUGGGGUUGGCCAGAGCCUGGCCUGUGAGGGCUUCAAUGCUACCAUGCACUGUGGCUCAGGAGAGGUCAUCCAGAUGCAGGAUGCCUUCUAUGGGCGGCAGACCCCCUAUUACUGCACCCAGGGCACCUGGGGUCCCUCAGACCUGGAGGAGGAAUGCAGCUGGGCCAAUGUCAAGGAGGAAGUGGCAGGCCAGUGCCAAGGGCUGCAGGUAUGCCAGGUGGCAGCAGAUGGGGCUUACUUUGGAGACCUGUGCCCCACUCAGGGCAGCUACCUGUGGGUCCAGUACCAGUGCCAAGAAGGCCUGCGGCUGGUGCUGCCCAACGAGAGUUUCAUCUUUGACAAUGUCACCCUCUCUCUAACGUGGCUCCUCUCACCCUACAUUGGAAACCUGUCCUGUAUACUUAGCAUGGGAGAUGGGCACACUUUGGAUCCCUACUAUCCUCCCAGUGUGUCCAGUCGCGUGACCCACCAGUACACAUCUCCAGGAGAAUUCACUGUGUUUGUUGAGUGCACAACAAGCGAGUGGCACGUGACAGCUCAGAAGCAAGUGACUGUCCGAGACAAGGUGGGAAGGCUGAGUGUCACCGGGUGUGCUGGCCUGUUCCAGUCUAGAGCCAGCCCCGUCUGCCAGGCUGUCUUUGGGGAUCCCCUGUGGCUUCAGGUGGAGCUUGAUGGAGGGACAGGGGUGAGUUACACUGUGCUCUGGGAUAACAUGACUCUGGCUGAGUUUGCCACCCAAAAGGGCUCGAUGCCCCACAAUCUCACGCUGAACAGAGAAACGCAGGAGCUCAUGGGCCCAGGGACGCACCUCCUAGAGAUCCAGGCCAUCAGCAAUGGCACCACCUCUGCAUCUUCUGGAAAUGUCACGGUCCACUUUGUGGAGUUACUAUCGGGGCUGCAGGCCUCCUGGACUUCCAACCACAUGCAGCUCGGCCAGGACUUACUGAUCAACGUCUCAGUGGCUCACGGCACCCCUGAUGAGCUAACCUUUGAGGUGGUGGGACUCGAUGUAAAGUUCUCCCAGAAGGAAGAGCACACUGGAGAGCUCCCUGGGACUUACCCUGUGGUGCUUCCUGUUGAAGGUACCUUUCUGGUCACCGUGUUGGUGCGGAACACCUUCUCAAACUUGAGCUUGGAGGUCGGGAACGUCACUGUCACAGCCACUUUCAGUAUGCAAGAACCAUCUGGAAUGAAUCCUGGAGAAAAGAAGAGAGACAAGGGGGAUUUGGAGGUAUAUGUCAAGCCUGGUCUGUACGUGGAUCCUUUCACAACAGUCACUCUGGGCUGGCCAGCUGAUGACGAGGACUUCCGCUUCCGCUUCCGCUGGUCCUGUGGGCGCUGCUGGGAUCAGUGGAGCAACUGUGUGGAAAGGCAGCGGCUCCACACAGCCCAGAGGGAACUGGUGAUCCCGCCAUCCUGCCUGCCACCACCCGGAUCGGCUGUCACCUUGCGCCUGGCCAUCCUAAGGGGCCAGGAGCUACAGAAGGAGACGGAGCAGUGCCUCUAUGUGUCUGCUCCUCUGGACCUCGAGCCCCGAGUCAGCUGUGAGCAGAACUGCCAGCUGGCGGAUGCCAAUGAAGAUGUUCUGCUCAGAGUCACCUUGGGAGAGGACAUCUCAGCAGCCACAUUCAGCUGGUACUUGGACAGCUCCUCACCAGACAAGGCUGAGCCCCUCCCUGCUGUCUGCAGACUCACAGGGUUCCAGACACGCUCUCUGACCCUUCUUCAAGGGGACACCUCCACGCUGCUGCUCAACAGCAGCUCCCUGCAGACCUGGGGACAGGUCCUCUGGAUCAGGGUCACAGCGCUGACCAGGCAGGCCUAUGGGGAGGACACCUAUGUGAUCAGCGCUCUGCCUACACCCGUGGUGCCCACCUGUGUGAUUGCCCCAGAGGAGGGCACUGUACUGACCCGCUUUGCCAUUCUCUGUACGGCCUCCACGGUCCUAGAGCCCCUGGAAUAUUGCUUCUGUCUAGACUCAGGUUCCUGCCUACACUGUGGCCCUGAACCAGCCCUCCCAUCUGUGUACCUACCACUUGGAAAAGACAGCAAAGACUUUGUGCUGACAGUGAUCAUUUCUGUCACCAACCAGGCAGGGGAAAGACAGCAGACCCAUGCAAUGGUGAAGGUGGGACUCGGGGACACAGGUAUUGAGGAGGGGGAAUUCCAGGCUGCCAUGUUGGAAAGGGUCACUACUGCUCUACAAGGUGAGCAUGGCCCUGAGCAACUUCUCCAGCUGGCCAAGUCUCUGUCCUCCAUGCUGAACCAAAAGGACCUAGGCCAGGACUCUGGGCAACUGCUAACAAUGGACACAAGACAGAAGGUCAGAGAACUUGUACUGCAGUCACUGUCCAAGGUCAUCGGCAGCCUGGAGGACAUGCAGAGUGUGCAGGGGCUGGCUGAGGUGUUGAGGGAGCUGACCCACCUCAGUGAAGAGCUCACACCCUCCGCCCAGUGGGUGGCUAGCCAGGCUUUGCAGCAGGCCAGUGAAGUCCUGUUGACAGCAAGUACCAAGGCCCGUCCUGAGGACCAGAGGCGCCAGGCAGCCACCAGGGACUUGCUUUGGGCGGUGGGCAAUAUACUGGAAGCUUUCCCGAGCAACCAACCAGAAGAGCCCGUGGAUGACAACAGCAGCCAGGUUCCUACACUAGCCCGGAUGCUUGAGGCUGUGGAGUGUGUGCAGACCUCCCUCCUGCUGGGCACACUUCCCGGGGCCCUUCCAGCCACCCUGGCUACCCCCUCCAUCUCCGUGUACACAAACAGAAUACAGCCAUGGACUUGGCGAGGCUCCUCCGUGUUUAUUGCUGCCACCGACUCUGCAACCUUCUCUCUGCCUGCCUCCUCCCUCUGGCCCACAGAGGAUGACAGCGAGCCUGUGGAUAUCAGGAUGACGAGUUUCCCCAAGAGCCCCUUCCCAGCCGGGAGUCGCUUUGACAUCAGUGGAACUGUUGGUGGACUCCUCGUGACCAGCCCUGGUGGACAGCCCAUCCCUGUGAAGAACCUGUCUGAGAAUAUUGAGAUCCUGCUGCCCCGGCAUUUGGAAGGACUCAAUGAGCCAACCGUGCUGAACCUGGCUGCUCCUGGGGCUCUGUGGGUGAAUGUGACUGCAGGGGGAGCCGCUCUGGGGAUCCAGCUACACGGGAGACCCCACCUCCCGCUCACGCUCAGCCUUGGCUAUGGCUACCACCCCAAUGAGACUAGCUAUGAUGCCCAAACUCAUCUACCACCAGCGGCUGUUCCAGGUGAGCUGUCUACCUGGAUCCUGGGCCCAGCAGACCUGCCCUUAGGGGAGGGUAUCUACUACCUGACUGUGGUCCCCGAAUCCAACCUGCAGCCAGACCCUGGCAAAGCCCUCACAGUUGGCGUCACCACCUUCCUGUCCCAUUGUGUGUUCUGGGAUGAGGUCCAGGAGACUUGGGACAACUCUGGCUGCCAGGUGGGGCCGCGGACCACCGCCUCCCAGACACACUGCCUCUGCAACCACCUCACCUUCUUUGGAAGCACCUUCCUGGUGAUGCCCAAUGCUGUGGAUGUCCACCAGACUGCUGAACUCUUCGCCACCUUCGAGGACAACCCCGUGGUUGUGACCACCGUGGGCUGCCUCUGCCUGGUCUACGUGUUGGUGGUGAUCUGGGCAAGGAGAAAAGAUGCAGAGGAUCAGGCCAAGGUGAAAGUCACAGUGCUGGAGGACAACGACCCCUUCGCCCAGUACCACUACCUGGUGACAGUCCACACGGGACACCGGCGGGGAGCAGCUACAUCCGCAAAGGUGACCAUCACCCUGUAUGGCCUGGAUGGAGAAAGUGAUCCCCACCACCUGUCAGACCCCGACUUCCCAGUGUUUGAGCGAGGAGGAGUGGAUGUCUUCCUGCUUUCCACCCUUUUCCCCCUGGGAGAACUGCAGAGCCUCAGGCUGUGGCAUGACAACUCAGGGGACCAGCCAUCCUGGUAUGUGAGCCGCGUGCUGGUGUAUGACCCAGCGACGGACCAGAAGUGGUAUUUCCUCUGCAAUUCCUGGCUGUCCAUUGAUAUUGGAGACUGUGUUCUUGACAAGGUGUUUCCAGUGGCCACGGAGCAGGACAGGAAGCAGUUCAGCCACCUGUUUUUCAUGAAAACCUCUGCGGGCUUCCAGGAAGGGCACAUCUGGUAUUCCAUCUUCAGCCGCUCGGCUCGGAGCAGCUUCACACGAGUGCAGAGGGUGUCCUGCUGCUUCUCCCUACUCCUCUGUACCAUGCUGACCAGUAUCAUGUUCUGGGGUGUCCCCCAGCACCCUGCUGAGCAGAAGAUGGACUUGGGUAAAAUUGAGUUCACUUGGCAGGAAGUGAUGAUUGGGCUGGAGAGCUCCGUCCUCAUGUUCCCUAUCAACCUCCUGAUCGUCCAGAUCUUUCGAAAUGCCCGUCCUCGGGUCCCGAAGGAGCAGAACACUGGGAACCAGGGUGGCGGGUCCACUAGCCCGACUUCCUCACCACAGCCCAUUGACGAUGUCCUUCUGACUCCUGACGAAGUGACCAAGGAUAUGAGGAGACUCGUCGGCUUACUGUUUAAAGCUCUGAAGGUGCCAUUGCCAGCUUCAAGCUGGAAUUCCUUGAGAGCGAUGGAGCUCGACAACCUCCUGGCCUUGGUGGAAGACAUCGUUUGUCCAGAGAACAGGGCAGGGCGGGGGCUCUGUGAAGAAGCCAGGAAGAGCAAGGACCCUGUCACACUCACUCUUGGAUCUAUGCAGGUAGAAGGGAAAACACGACACCCCAAGCCUGAGCUGGCCUCGAGUGCCCUUUGGAAGGACAGUACCUACAGGCAGUGUCUCUACCUUCAGCUGGAGCAUGUGGAGAAGGAGCUGAGGCUGGUGGUGCCUAGGGCCUUCCCACAGCACCACAGCUAUGCUCAGGCCCUCAGGCAGCUGCAGACCUUGAAAACCUGUCUCGGAGGACAGUGUGGCCCCCGGGUCCCAGCACAUACCAGAACUCCUCGGGCCAGCAGGCCCCUUCGAGGUCUGCCCUGGUGGUGUGUCCUGGUGGGCUGGCUCCUGGUGGCGGCCACAAGUGGUGUGGCGGCCUUCUUCACCAUGCUCUACGGCCUGCACUAUGGGCACGCCAGCUCCCUCAGGUGGCUCAUCUCCAUGGCUGUCUCCUUUGUGGAGAGUGUGUUCAUCACUCAGCCACUUAAGGUGCUAGGCUUUGCUGCUUUCUUUGCACUGGUCUUGAAGAAAGAGGACAAGGAGGACAAUGUACCGUUGCUGCAGGAACAUCUGCAUGGCCCAGGCCCCUGUGCCGGGUCCCGAAUGCGCAGACACAGCAGCAAGGACUACCAGCCACCUCUCGCCGCCGCUGUUGAGAGGAUGAAAACCACUCGCCUCAAGGAACAGAAGGCCUAUGCCCUCAUCAGAGAAGUCGUGGCAUACCUGGGCUUCCUGUGGAUGCUGCUGCUGGUGGCCUAUGGGCAGAGGGAUCCCAGUGCUUACCACUUCAACAGGCACCUUGAGCACAGCUUCACACAAGGCUUCUCCGCUGUCCUGGGCUUCCAGGGGUUCUUCGAAUGGGCCAAUACUACCCUCAUGAACAACCUGUAUGGUCAUCACCCAGGCUUUGUCACUGAUGGGAACUCCAAACUGGUUGGCAGUGCCCACGUUCGCCAAGUGAGGGUCCGGAAAAGCUCCUGUCCACUUGCCCAGCAGCUGCAGGCUUCCUUUGAUGGAUGCCAUGCCCCCUAUUCUUUGGAUGUUGAAGACCUGGCAGACUACGGGGAAGGCUGGACGGCCUCCGUCCCUAAUACCAGCAGUGACUUCCCCCAGGCUUGGGAGUACCAGAGCCAGCGUCAGCGUCGGGGCUAUCCCAUGUGGGGCAAACUCACAGUGUACGGGGGAGGAGGCUAUGUGGUCCCCCUGGGGACCGAUCGCAAAAACGCGUCAAGACUACUCCAGUAUCUCUUUGACCACACCUGGCUGGACACCCUGACCAGGGCUGUGUUUGUGGAGUUCACUGUCUACAAUGCCAAUGUUAACCUGUUCUGCGUUGUCACACUCAUGCUGGAGACCAGUGCUCUGGGGACUUUCUUCACACAUGCGACCCUGCAGAGCCUGCGUCUGUACCCCUUCACCGAUGGCUGGCACCCCUUCGUGGUGGCAGCAGAGCUGCUUUACUUCAUCUUCCUCUUCUACUACAUGGCGGUGCAGGGCAAGCUCAUGAAGAGGCUGAAGUGGGGCUAUUUCAGCAGCAAGUGGAACCUUCUAGAACUGGCCAUCAUCCUGGCCAGCUGGAGUGCUCUGGCGGUGUUUGUAAAGAGGGCUGUGCUGGCAGAGCGUGACCUGCAGUACUACCGGGAGCACAGGGCAGGAGGGAUCAGCUUCAGUGAGACAGCAUCAGCCGAUGCUGCUCUCGGAUACAUCAUUGCCUUCCUGGUACUCCUGUCCACGGUGAAGCUUUGGCACCUGCUCAGGUUGAAUCCCAAAAUGAGCAUGAUCACGUCGGCUCUUUGCCGGGCCUGGGGUGACAUUUCAGGCUUUACCACCGUCAUUGUUAUCAUGUUCCUGGCCUAUUCCAUUGCGUCAAACUUAAUAUUUGGAUGGCAACUCCAUUCCUACAAAAGCCUCUUUGAUGCAGCAGAGACACUGAUCAGCCUUCAGCUAGGGAUCUUCAACUAUGAAGAGGUGCUGGACUAUAGCCCUGUGCUUGGUUCCCUCCUCAUUGGGUCCUGCAUUGUGUUUUUGACGUUUGUGGUGCUGAAUCUGUUUAUCUCUGUCAUUCUGGUGGCCUUCAGUGAAGAACAAAAACAAGAUCAGCUGUCAGAGGAAGGAGAGAUUGUGGAUUUGCUCCUGGAAAAGAUGCUCAGCUUCCUGGGUGUUGGAUGUAAAAGAGAGAUGCCUUAGAGCAGUGGCUAG